AUGAGGCCGUCUCAGAUUCUCGCUGCCGUCGUGGCCAUGUCGUCGGUCACCCAGGCCAUGAACGUGAAGCAUGCAUUCGACAACAUUUCCGGAUUGACUGAUGUCAAGAACGUGCUUCUUGGACGUCAGGAUAACAACAACAACAAUGACAACAACGACAACGCCUCCUCAGAUGCACCCGCCAGCACACAACCCGCACGAACAUCCGCCGCCGCAAAACCGACCGCAACCGGUGACAACAACAAUAACGACGAUAACAACAACGACAACAACAGCAGCGGAGACAACGCUUCCAACACUGCAAAGGAAACAGCAAGCGGCACAAAGAAGCCCUCCGGCUCCAAGACAACUGGAAAGGGUUCCAAGUCCACCAGCUUCGACGCCCGGUUACCCGCCGGAGGCCUCACAAUGGUCACCCCCAACGCCCUUGCCGGAACACAAUUCUACAAGGUCGGCGACUGGGUCACAUUCGCAUGGAACUACACCUCGCUCUCUGUGACACCCACGGCUAUCGAUGUCCUUGCCUCUUGCACCGCCAACCAAGCUACCUACACCAUCUCCGUCAACAUGUCCGCCACCGAGACUGAAGUUCUCUGGAACACAAAGAACACGCCAGAGGGCCAGGCGCCGUUCUUGACCGAGAACUACAAGCUGCUCAUCUACGACUCUGAUCUUAGUGCUACUGCGGCGCCGAGGGCGGGUUAUCUGGGUGCUUUCACUGGCUUCACCUUCGGCAUGUACUUGCCCCAGGAGUACAUUUCGCUCAAGGAUGGCUACACAUGCCCCAACUGCAACGGCGCGCUCUCCCUAACCGAGAAAAUGACCCUCGGAACCAUGCUCCUGACUACCGGAACUACGCUCGGUUCGAUGCUGUACUUCACCUACCAGUUCGGUAUCUGGUAA
Molecule: messenger RNA, 903 nt
Organism: Alternaria alternata
Lineage: Eukaryota; Fungi; Ascomycota; Dothideomycetes; Pleosporales; Pleosporaceae
Exons: 3
Coding region: 1-903 (300 amino acids)
Source: RefSeq, a predicted model, not a curated record